AUGAUGACCAGGAGAAUGUUGUCUGAAGAAAAGAGCAAGAAGAUGGAAGCUGAGCUCAAUGAACUGAGGGCACUGACAGAUAGGCUUCUUGAAGAACGCGAUGUAUAUGAAAUGGAAAUGCAGGCGCUCAAGACUUCACGAAUGACAUUAAAAGGGAAAUUUGAUGAAAUUCGACGAUUUUGUGAAGAAUUAGAAAAAGAGUGCAAACGAAAGGAAUUAAUUAUAGAGAGCUUCCGAGAAAAUCACCAGGAACACGAAGACGCCUUAGACCGUAUCAGAUUUCUUGAAAGACAGGUAAAGGAAUCAAAUCCUGAAGUUGCAUCAUUACACGAACAAAGCGGAAGUUACGACCACCUAACGACCUUGUCACUCCGUGAUGAACUAGCUCUGGGAGACAGGAAUGUAUGCAACAGUAAAUUAUGCAGCACUAAAUCGCAAGACCCAAGAUUUUCCAAAUUAACCAACCUGAUAAGAAAGAAAUCGAAAACUCUUAAGAAAGUAAAAUCAGAAAAAUUAAAUUUACACAAGGACAAGGUGAAGAUGGCCGAACAAGUGAAAGAUCUAGAGUUAGAUCUUCAGUCGCGAACUAAAGACCUACUUUCUACGCAGAAACAACUAGAAGAACUUUCAGCUGCAACUAAUGAGCUUUUAAAGCUGGGUACUGAGUAUAGAGAACUUACUCAAGUCCUUCUUCACGAUGAGCUUAGUGAAACAAAUGGUCCAGUAGAAAUAAAUCAGACUCCGUCCCCACCACCCACAUUAUCAACGCAACCAACACGUGCAUCGUAUGCCAGCGUUGCUGCAGGAAAACGUGUCUGCUCCACUACAACUGUUGAAGUUCGACACAGUCAACGGUCAACCAAGACUAUUAGAACUCCGACCAGGCCAUCCAGAAGAACGGUGUUCGAGUGGGACCGGAGCAUCCAAGACACGAUUCUGUCCUCUUUCUUUUGGGGCUACAUCGUGCUGCAAAUCCCGGCGGGCAUAUUGGCUGGCAAGUAUGGAGGCAAGCAUCUCGUCUUCGGCGCCAUGUUCAUCACCGGUAUCGUCAACUUGUUCGUGCCGUUAGCAGCCACUUAUGGUGGAUGGAUGGCAGUCUGCGCUUGUAGAAUCCUGAUGGGCCUAUCGCAAGGCGCGUUAUACCCCAGCAUUCAUGGCAUCCUUGGGCAGUGGGCGCCAAUCACAGAAAGAAGUCGGAUGGGCACCUUCGUCUAUGCAGGGUCUCAGCUAGGAACUAUAAUCGAGAUGAUGACAGCGGGUGUCCUUUCCGCCAGCAAGUUCGGUUGGCCGUCCGUCUACUACGUGGCCGGCAUUACCUGUCUCGCCUGGUCCACCCUUUGGUUCACCCUCGGAGCCUCCACUCCUGGAACUCACAGGUGGAUUUCAAAGGAAGAACGAAAAUAUAUCGAAACAAAUUCUGGAUCGACUGAUAUUAAUCAGACUGCGAACAUGUCAACUCCCUGGAAGGCGAUCAUGACCUCUCUCCCGUUCUGGGCUAUCAUUAUAGCCCACAGCGGUCAGUCACUGGGCUUCUGGACACUUCUAACAGAGAUGCCGUCCUAUAUGAGCAAAGUCCUUGGCGUCGAUAUUAAAAGUAAUGGUCUCUUUUCGGCGCUGCCGUACGCAGCGAUGUAUAUACUCAGCUUCGUGUUCAGUUGGCUGGCGGAAUUCCUCGUCAACAGAAACAUUAUCAAACUCAGCACUUCUCGGAAACUUUUCAACACUAUCGCAUUCUGGGGUCCCGGAGCAGCUCUGCUGGUCCUCGCGUAUCUUCCUGCUGGUAACCUCACGCUGGCUGUAGCAAUUCUCACAGUCACCGUUGGUCUGAAUGGUGCUCACUAUGUUGGGUUCUUGAUCUCACACAUCGACCUGUCCCCGAACUUCGCCAGCACGUUGAUGGGUAUCACCAAUGGAGCGGGGAACAUUUUCUCCAUAAUGGCACCACUUAGCGUCAGUGUUAUCGUGAAAGACGAGACCAGUGCUGCAGAAUGGAGGAAAGUGUUCUUCCUCUCCAUAGGAUUUUACUUUUUGGCCAACUUGUUCUACCUGCUCUUCAUGUCUGGUGAGGUACAAUAUUGGAACGAGCCUCAGCCCAAUGGCACUGUUGAGGACGGUAUCAAUAUGAAAGAAAAGAAGAAGGAUUCUGAUGUCAGUAAGAACAAAAAUUCGACAGGCGAUUCGAAGUUUUAAAAAAUUUCAAAGUAUAUUUUUGCUAGUCAAUACAGAUACCAGUUAUAUAUAAAGACAAAACUAAAAUGACAAAUUUGUUUAAACAAUGGAUGAGACAUUUUAUUUGGCGAAAACAAGGAUAGUUUGUAACAUUUUCUAACCCAAAAAUGUUAACCGCUAUUACUGUAGUAUAAUUAUUUUGCAAGAAAGUGUAUUUUUAAAGGUAAAGGGUUAUGCCCCGUUAUUUGGUAUCACUAUAAUUUAAAAAGUACAAUAAGGCUGUGUGCUAAACAAUAUUAUAUUUUUAAGGACAAAAUAUUUUCUCAAACAUUCCUGAAAUUAUUCGCAUUAUUUUUAAAUAAAGAACACACAAAGUUUGUCGUUUAUGGGCCAAUUUGUUCGCUGACAGCAGCGGAAGAGAAACAUAUAGGUCUUUUUAAAUCUAUCCACUAACCCUGAACUAUAACAGACUAAAGAAUAACUGUCAUACAACCAACUGCCACUAGCAUCAAUAUCAUUAAUUACGACAAUUAAAAAAGAAACAACUGCAUUACUGACAAUUAUAAUACCAUUGUAUUACUUUUUGCCUAUUAUUAUGGUGUACGAAAGAAUGAAUGAAAUAAGAUUGACAAAACAGAGUUAUAACGUGAGAAUGAGCGGGCAACUUGAUAUGGGCCGAACAAACAGAACUUACCACGCCCAAAUUGAGGACAUCCGAAAAGCCAAGUUAAGUGUACUCUUAACCGACGGCAUGUAUGAAAGCACUGAUGCGUGUUGAGUGUUGUGUCUACUAGGGAUGCGCGACUUGAAAUGUUACUAAUACUUAUUAUUCGAAUGGGCAAAUCAUUCGUCUAAGUCGAAUCGGAGCACAAUCAUUCGACUCUAGUCGGGUGAUUACCGAUACCGUCGGGUGCAUGGUCGAAUGAAUAUUAAGUCGGAACUACUCGGAAGCAUUCACCAUGUCUAUUAUCAAUCCCUGUCCCCAUUGACUUACAAUUAUAUGGACGUCGGGUCCGCGCUAAAAAGUGUCCGCACUUGUAAGGCGCUAAAAUCGUAUACAGAGCGCGACACUCCGCUUUAGUCUUCAUUUGUUCUAC
This is a messenger RNA of Hyposmocoma kahamanoa, 3266 nucleotides long. RefSeq names its product putative inorganic phosphate cotransporter. Gene Ontology annotation, cellular component: plasma membrane. Gene Ontology annotation, biological process: monoatomic anion transport; transmembrane transport. The record is from RefSeq and is a predicted model, not a curated record. The coding region runs from base 1 to 2190 and encodes 729 amino acids. The transcript is spliced from 10 exons. Lineage: Eukaryota; Metazoa; Arthropoda; Insecta; Lepidoptera; Cosmopterigidae. Gene Ontology annotation, molecular function: transmembrane transporter activity.